This is a messenger RNA of Nicotiana attenuata, 955 nucleotides long. Its product is annotated as transcription and mRNA export factor SUS1. Gene Ontology annotation, molecular function: transcription coactivator activity; chromatin binding. Gene Ontology annotation, cellular component: SAGA complex; nuclear pore; DUBm complex. NCBI's taxonomy places the organism in Eukaryota, Viridiplantae, Streptophyta, Magnoliopsida, Solanales, Solanaceae. The record is from RefSeq and is a predicted model, not a curated record. The transcript is spliced from 5 exons. The coding region runs from base 154 to 489 and encodes 111 amino acids. Gene Ontology annotation, biological process: regulation of transcription by RNA polymerase II; poly(A)+ mRNA export from nucleus; positive regulation of DNA-templated transcription.
CGUACAACUUUUCUGUCUACUCGUAGGUUUAUUUUUAUUUAUAUAGAAAAGGAGGUAAUAGAAGUCUUAGACGCAGCUUAAUUGGCGGUAGGGCUAGAAGCAACAGGCGCGAAGCUUCAAUCCGAUUGUGGGUUUUCUUAGCACAACAAAAGCAUGAGGCAUUCGGUAAAUCGUCCACCAACACCUGAUACACGGGAUGAUCAAGAAAAGGAGCCUACCCUUAAUGAAAUUAUCAACAUUAAGUUGAUUGAGAGUGGGGAAAAGGAACGGUUGAAGGAGCUUUUGAGGGAAAGGCUUGUGGAAUCUGGGUGGAAGGAUGAAAUGAAAGCUCUUUGUAGGGAAUAUGUAAAGAAGAAAGGACGGAACAAUGUAACCGUCGACGACCUUGUACAUGUGAUUACCCCGAAAGGCAGAGCUUCAAUUCCUGAUUCCAUCAAAGCUGAGCUGCUACAGAGAAUUCGUACAUUUCUUGUUUCAGCCACUCUUUGAUUUAACAGCUUCAUAUGCAUGAAGAAGGUAUCAGUAAAGGUGAAAAUGUGGUGUUAUGUUUUGACUCAUUCAUCUUGGGGGCGCCCCUGGUCUAGAUUAUGACAACGAUGGAGGAACUAGGAGCCAUAUGAGAAGAUGUGUCGCUGGCAGUUUGAUUGUCCCAAGUUCCAUUGAACUGAAUAAAUUGGUAUUUGGUGGUACUCUUCGUUGAGGGGCCAGAUUCAGAGUUCAACCACUGCAUCGCCCCUCACCUUUUAGUGUCAAAAUUCUCUGUUUUCUGACUGUUGCUGGUCUUUAAGAGUAGUUUGUAUUGCAUUACCUGCGCAUCACAAUCCCCCCAUCUUUAUUUCACCUUUUUAUUAUUGUAUACUGGGGGUUGGUAAGAGCCAGUUGGAUGUGUGUUUUCUCUGCUUUGUUUUAAUUCUUACACGCAUAAAUAUUUGGGUUCUCCAUUUUAGUUUGCCUA